Molecule: messenger RNA, 3026 nt
Organism: Acanthoscelides obtectus
Lineage: Eukaryota; Metazoa; Arthropoda; Insecta; Coleoptera; Chrysomelidae
Source: the annotation of a GenBank genome assembly
GUCUUUCAAGGUUAAGCUGUCAGCUGUUUCUGACGUUUGCCUAGAAUCUUUUGUUGAUGUUCAAGUGCAUCGCAUUGUGUAGAACUGCAUAAUAUAAUUAUUUAUGUUGUAUUUAUAACACACAAUAUAUAGUGCCCUUGUUUGAAAAUGGACAAAACGUUUAGCGUAGAAGAAAGUAAAUGAACCAGUGAAAUGGAGAGUACCUAUUGGAACUAUGUACCAUAUCCAGUUCUUUACAAAAUAUUCCAACAUUUAACUGCAAAAGAGUUAUUAAUUGCAGGUGAAGUCUGUAAACUGUGGUAUGAAACAAGUCGUGACAAUUUUCUCUGGAAAGAUCUGUUUUUCCAAAUUUUUUUAGUUGAUAGGUCAAUCCCUGUUUUACCAGGUAAUUCUUGGUAUGAGGAAUACAAAAGGCUGUGUUACAAUAUCCCUAUUGUACAGACAGAAAAUCUACAAGAUCAUGGAGAUCAAGUUUUACAUGUCAGUUUUUCACACAAUGGAAAGUAUUUUGCGACAUGUUCUAAAGAUGGAUAUGUAAUGGUAUGGAAAUCUAAAUACCCAGCAAAAAUAAAGUAUAUUCGAAAUAUGAAGUAUUUCAAAUGGAAAUAUACGCAGUAUUCUCAAUUCAAUGAAUCUGACACCUUGCUUCUGGUUUCUGGAGUUCAUUUUGGCACCACAAAUAGUACAUCAGGGGAAAUAGCUGUCUUCAGUCUGGAUGGAUUUGAGCUGCAAUGUAGAGUGGUAAACAAACCAUAUGAUAUCUUUGGAACAUGGUAUAGUGAUCAGUACCUAUUAUCUGGAGAUCUGCACUGGUUAGCUCAUUUGGUAAGCAGCUCUCAUUUGUGGUUGAACAAAGCUUCCCAGGAGGCUGAAUCUGAACUGGUACCCAUUACUCACUGCCUCUUUAGAUUUUAUAACAGGAAUGCCAGUUCCAUUAGGUCAAUAAUGAUAGCAAACUGCCUUCCAAAUUCUGAAAAUGUAGACAGCAAUACAGAUGGAAAUAAUUAUUUAGAUGUUCAAGAAGGUACUUCUAGUCAACGAGGAAACCCUUUAAGCCAUAAUGACAUCAAAUGGAUUCCAUGUCAAGACAACAAAAAAGCAACGUACAAUCCACAAUAUGAAACGGCAAAUAAGGAAUUUCCUCAUCCUAUAUGGUAUAAUGCUGACUAUCGUAAGGUAGAAACUGAAACGAAAAUGGAAGAAACAACAAAUAGUGACGAGGAUAUGGAUGUUGGCGAGAAACCAAUAGAAGAAUCUGAUGAUGAAGGAUCUGAUACGUCUUCUGAAACUGACAGAUGCGUGAGUAACGAUAAAUAUCUGAUUUUUACGACGGGUUUCAAAACCUACACACCGCAUCAAAUCGGCUUCAAAAGGAUAAAGCCAUUCAAAUUUCCAAAGACAAUAGACCCAGGACCUAGCCUCAAAGAAAGGAUAAUACUAUUUGAGCAGAGAAAAGAACAAAUGAAGUCAGGUAGUCCUCCGCCUGAUCCUGAUUGGUUAGACUUUGAACAGGUUGCUGAUAAGUUCGAUAAGAUCGAUCACUUGAUUGAUCUUCACGGACAUAUUGUUGGAAUGGGCUUAAGCCCUGACCAUAGGUAAAUCCUAAUUUGUACUAACUCGUUUGCUUUCGAGAACCUAUUGUAAUUAAUUAAAAAAAUCAGUGAGCACCUACAUCUCAACCAAAACUAUCAACCAUCUGUUAAACUCAAAAUUUGAACUUGAAGGUAAAUAAUAUGGAACUAGAAACUAUAAGCUUUUUUUAACCUGUUGGCCUCCAGUACAAACUAACAAUUAGUUUCUAUCAGGGACUGUCAUAUACAAACAUUAAUGUAAAUGACAGAUAUAAGGCUGUCCAACUACGUAUUAAAUUCAUCUGUUCUAUUAUAAAAAACCGUUUGCAGCUAUCACAAACUCAUAUCGGAAAUAACCCCGAGAUUCAGAGAUAAAGACAUCAAAAACGUUAGCUCACUGUCAACCAGGACCAAAUAGUAUUUCAGGGUGACAACCAGGAAUCGGAUGUUUUUAGAACGCAUAGUACGAAGCUUGAGGAGAUUAGAGUGGGCCAAGUGCGAUGUGACUACCCUUGUAGUAGUGGGCAAUUCCAUUAUUGAUAGAGCAGUGAACGUUAGAAAUGACGAGUCCACGAUCACCACAUAUCUCUGCCGCUGAGCUGGAAAAAAGAAGACUAGCGACGACCACGAGGAUAUCACUGUACACAGUACUCUGUAUCUACCUUGACGAACAAAACGCGUCCUAGCGCUCAUCCGGUUUCGAUGGAUGGCCUAGUUCUGCCUUAGAGCAGACCAUUUCGGCUGGUCGGAGUCCAGACCACCAAGGAUUUGAUCUGGCACGAACGCAUCUCGAGAUACUUUUUUUUCGCAUGACCAUCCCACUCUAUACAAGGCCCAGAUAAGGUCUAGCCUCGAGUACUGCUUACACGUUUGGAGUGCUGCCACCCCGACUACAUUAUUUAUGGUCGAUGCUGUCCGAAGGAGGGCUGUCCGACUAAUCGGCUGUCGGCGAUCUGGCUCUCUUCUACCGCUACACCAUCGGGCUUUGCUCCUCAGAGUUCUCUUCCAUGAUGCCGCCGCGCGAUGUGCCUGCCAGAACUGUCCCGACGGUGACCAGAUUGCGGAACAAUCUACAAGAGGAAGCUUCUCCCAGUUCUACUAACCUUAAGCAGUUCAAGGGAUACUCACAGCAGCCUCAGUGUUCCGGCAUUUAGGCUUCUGCGUGCGCGGCUACCUCGGUAUAUAAAAAAAACUCGGCGGCUUUUUCGCAAUCACUUUAAUAUUGGAAGACGUAAAGCUGUUACAUUUCGCAACACAGUCUUAAGAUGGGUGAAGAAUCUAAGAACAACAGGUAAUCUAAUGAACAAAAAGCAACCUGGUUCAAAAAGGACGGUAAGAACUCCUGAAAACGUAGGGCGAGUAAUAAAAGCGGUCGUCAGAAGUCCUACAUGCUUCGCCCGAAAAUAUGUAAUUGAACUAAAUAUGAAUCGGGAAUCGUUUAGAAAAAUUUUACCU